AGCAGAAGAAGAAGAAGCGCUGUAGUGGUGGCAGCGAGAGAGACGCUCCAAACCCGGCCUAUCUUGUCCGAAGGACGCCGCCAAGUCGUUUGGAUCAGCAGAGGAACGGUUCAGUUAGUCACAGAUAAACAUCCAGUCGCCGGCUGUGGGAGCUUUUCGUGUAGACAUGCCAAGAGGGGGGAAAAAGGGCCACAAAGGCCGAGGGAAGCAGUUCAGCAACCCCGAGGAGAUCGACAGGCAGAUGAGAGCCCAGAAAGAGAUGGAGGAGAAUGGAGGUGCAGAGAAGGAGAACUCGGACUCUGAGGAGGAGAGCAGCAGUGAGGAGGAGUAUGAGAGUAAGAAGAAGAGCGGCGUAGAGGGACUAAUAGAGAUUGAGAAUCCAAACCGUGUCUCUCAGAAGGGUAAGAAGGUGACAGACCUUGACCUAGAAGAACCCAAAGAGCUGUCACGCCGAGAGAGAGAGGAGAUUGAGAAGCAGAAGGCGAAGGAGCGCUACAUGAAGCUUCACCUGGAGGGCAAGACUGAGCAGGCCCGGGCCGACCUGGCCAGGUUGGCCAUCAUCAAGAAACAGAGAGAGGAGGCUGCAAAGAAGAGGGAAGAGCUCAGGAAGGAAAAAGAUGCCGAAGAAGCCAAGGCAAAGCGCUAGUCAUUCCUUUUUCCCUAUUGCUAUUUCUUUUCUUUUCUUUUUUUUUUUUCACUGCGUGCAACAGUCUGAGUGGAGAGGACGAGGUGGAAAAAGGGGAUCUGAAGGUUAAGGAGGAGGAGAAACAGCAGGGGACCAAUCCAGGGGGUGUUGGCUCAGGGCUGCCUGCGGACUCCCGUCCCUUCACAGCAAACUAAAGAGGGGUGUCAGGGUUUCCCAGGCCAAAUGUUGAGGACAGGAACAAAAGGGGUAGAGCAAAGGGAGAGGAGCAGAACAUUUGGGGAGCCUUUAUGAGUGAAAACGGGAAAAGUGUUCUGCUCACCUCCCAGGCGCUUUGCUCUUCCUCGCUCACCAGGGGUCAAACUGUAAAGCUGCUGGACUUGUCUCAUUCCAUUUGUGACUUAUAGUUUUUAAUUUUUGUGUUUAUUCAUUGAUUGGACUGGUAUUUCAGUGACCAGGUGUCAAGACUCCCAUCGGUGCUUUGCCUUGAAAUCUUUGUCCUCCGUAUAAUCUGCUCAGGGCAGUAAACUGCUAAAUUGAUCCCUACAUCAGAGGUAAUUUCAUUGACUGAUUUUAAGUUGGUAUGUUUUAUGAGGCCUGUCAAAAUUAAUCUUUAUUUUAAAAAGAAAAAAAAUUGAAUGAUAGAUUUAAAUGUUUUCCCCGAUGUAGCCCCAGGCGUUAGCUUCCCCACCAGCGGUGUCUCUGUUCCCAGGCAGACAUGCCCCGGUGUGUUUGGCUCUGCUGGGCUGUUGCAGGGUCGGGUGGGCACACGACCCCACAUACCUCACUGCACAUCAUAAUUGGUGAGCUUAUAAGUUAUUGCAGCUGUAUUGUGUGUAUAUUUUCCAAAAUCUACUCUUUGCUAGCGUUUGAUUUGACUUGUUUCUCUGCCUGUGCAGGCCCGUUUCUAAAUGUCCUCUCUUGCCCUCCUCUUAAAACCUCAGUUCAUCAUCUAAACAUCUCAGAUUGUAACUAUUUGCAGCACCUCUGCAACUCCAAAUGGCAGGUAUCGUCUGAUAUAAUGGCUGAAAAUAAAUAUCAUGGGUGAAAUUGUCCAAAAAAACAAAAAAAACAAAAACAAAAAAACUCAUUUGGAUACCUGGUGCCACAUAGCAUCAGCACAAGAAGCACGGUCUUAAACUGCCUCAGUAACCUGGGUCUGUUUCUCAAAGGGUCGCUGGUGUCUCUUCUGAAGGGACGGCGACUUCUGUUGCCUUCCAGAGUUUACACGAGACCACUUCACUGUCUUUCUCUGAUGGCCUCGCCAUUAUGAUGUGCUACGUAGAAGUUGUAAUAGAAUUUGAAAUGUCUUGAACAGGAAAGCAAUAUUCUAUAUAAUUUGGAGGUAGCUGAAAGACAGUCUUUUUUUAAUACUAUGUUGGGAACCACACAGUACAAGAAAUCUAACCACAGUGUUUUAAACUGCAUGUGACUAUAUAUAUAUAUAUAUAUAAAACACUCUGGACUGAAAUAAGUCAAAGUAAUUCCUUUGAAUUUUUUUUUUAUUUCAUAACUUAAAUUUGUCAUAAAGAAAUAAAUGAAGAUAAAUAAGUACCAGUUUUCUUUUUC
This is a messenger RNA of Lampris incognitus (smalleye Pacific opah), 2212 nucleotides long. It is a transcript of the gene pdap1a, whose product is annotated as pdgfa associated protein 1a. Bases 167 to 646 code for a protein of 159 amino acids. Lineage: Eukaryota; Metazoa; Chordata; Actinopteri; Lampriformes; Lampridae. Gene Ontology annotation, molecular function: RNA binding. The record is from RefSeq and is a predicted model, not a curated record. The transcript has 6 exons. Gene Ontology annotation, cellular component: cytosol.